UCAAGGAUUGUCCUCGAAAGGAGAGGAACUACUUCUGUAUGUGUGUGAGGAAUGAGUGUGUGUGUUGUGUUUGCUUAUGUUGAUGUUUAAGGUCAUUUUUUUCACCUUGUACACAGAGGACAUAAUAACAAUCCACCGCCAUGAGUCGGACCACCUUCUUUGAGGUGAAGGUCCUGGAUGCCAAGACCAAAGAGCAGCUCUGUUUUUUAGAUAAGGUGGAGCCCUACUCAACAAUAGGAGACAUCAAGAGCCUUUUUCACAAAUCAUAUCCUCACUGGUAUCCAGCAAGACAGGCCCUGAAGCUUGAUCCCAAGGAAAAAUCACUCAGAGACAAUGAAAUCUUACAGAAUCUACCUGUUGGGACUACUGCCACCAUGUACUUCAGAGAUCUUGGUCCACAGUUAGGUUGGACUGUGGUGUUUCUGGCAGAGUGCAUUGGGCCCCUUCUCACCUACCUCCUCUUCUAUUUUCGAGUACCAUACAUUUACCCACACAGAUAUUCCUUUACCUCCAGUCCCCAUCCUGUUGUCACACAAGCCUGUGCCUGUCAUACCUUCCACUAUGUGAAGAGGUUGAUAGAGACUAUCUUUGUGCAUCGUUUCUCCCAUGGGACCAUGCCUCUCAGGACAAUAGUCAGGAAUUGUGCCUAUUACUGGGGUUUCUCAGCUUGGUUGGCCUACUAUAUCAACCACCCUCUCUAUACACCUCCAUCAUAUGGAGAACUACAAGUCAACUAUGCAUUAUUCAUGUUUGUGAUGUGUGAACUGGGCAACUUCUCCAUUCACUUGACUCUUAAUAAUCUCAGAGGGGAUGGAUCCAGGGGCAGAAGGUUUCCUAUGCCAACUAAAAACCCCUUCACAUGGCUAUUUUUCUUUGUAUCCUGUCCAAAUUACACUUAUGAGGUUGGAGCUUGGGUGGGCUUUUCCAUCAUGACCCAGUGUCUGCCAGUGACAUUGUAUACAUUAUUGGGGUUCAUUCAGAUGACCAUCUGGGCCAAAGGGAAGCACAGAGCCUACAGCAGGGAGUUCAAGGACUAUCCCAGCUUCCGGAUGGCCAUUAUCCCUCUGAUUCUCUGAUAGUGAUCGAAAUAUGAAGUAUUGUAGCAUUUAAGGGGUGUAUAUUCACUUAUUGUCACUAAGUAAGGAAGUUUGUUGCUGCUGAGUCCAGCACUAUGCAAGUUUUUUAUAUCAAUGAAUAAACUGAAAGGAGUGAGAAUGGGAGCAAUAAUAUUAUGGCAAUAUACUGGAGCAUUUAAAAAUAGUUUGUAACAUUUGAAUUGUCUGUUCAGUUUCAACAAUGGAUAUCAGUUUCUUCCUAGGAGCCUAGGAGUAUGAUUUGGCAUUGUGAUAUGAAGUUAAUAAUGAGAUUAGAUAAAUCUUCAUUGCUGUCAUAUUCUCUAUGCUGUGUUAACAUUGGUUACUCAUAAUCAUUGGAUUUUUGCGUAUUUGGCUCCUUCAGGACUUGACUAGAAGUUGAAAAAUGGCACGUUUACAUUUUUAGCAACCCUUGUUCAAACUAGUGAGUAGUUCUCACUGCAAGCUGGCUUAUUAGCCCACAGGUUGUGUUACUUCUUUUCAAUGAUGAAUGCUUACAGCACUAAUAAAGUUUUCAGUUUAAGUGAAAGAAAUCAAACAUGCUCUAGCUCAUAAUAAAGUGCCUGUGGAAGCAAAUUAACAUAAUAAAAUUGAAAAUGUCAUGGCAUCCAUUUGAGAGUGCAACAUCACUUUUAAACUCUCAGGAGGAAUGCCAAUAAAGCAGACAUUUAAUCAUGCUAAUAUUAAGCUUCUCCACUGUAUCUCUCAGAUUGUUUUCUUCAGAGAAAUGAAAACUGUACUGUAGAAGUGUAACUUCUGGCAUUAUCACUGACUAUUGGGCAGUCAGUGAUAACUGCUCUGGUUCUCUAGCCCUUACUGUCUAAUCUCAGGUUCUAUUAAACUGUUGAAUGGGAAUGUGAGUAAUCUCAAGCAAUAGCAAUUUUAGUGUAAAACAAAUCAAACAGGAUGUCUGAAAAAAAAGGUCCACAUAUCUUAAGGAAAAAUGUAACUUUAUUUGACAUAAUGCUCUUUUCAGAAACAUCAAUUUGUGACAUUGUGUUAACUUCCUCUAAUGACAGUUUACCAGAGUCGCACACAUACAUGAUAAAGCGCACAGAUUGAACAAGACAUGGUGGCAUCAAAAUAUCACAUGACAUAGAAAUUAAUUUCAUAGCAGCAAGAGGAUUUUGUAAAAAUGAUUAGCUGUAUUGCACUAGCAGAUUUUUUUAGCAGAUUUCCAAACAGAAUUGUGAUGCUUCAAUUAAAGCUGCAUCAAUAAAGUGCUAAGACUAUG
Molecule: messenger RNA, 2328 nt
Organism: Siniperca chuatsi (mandarin fish)
Lineage: Eukaryota; Metazoa; Chordata; Actinopteri; Centrarchiformes; Sinipercidae
Gene: tecrl2a
Product: trans-2,3-enoyl-CoA reductase-like 2a
Exons: 13
Coding region: 141-1076 (311 amino acids)
Biological process (GO): very long-chain fatty acid biosynthetic process
Molecular function (GO): oxidoreductase activity, acting on the CH-CH group of donors
Source: RefSeq, a predicted model, not a curated record